UCCGGCUGAGCGGCGGCGGUGGGGCUUCCGGUGCGCGGGGACAAGGGCUGGGUCCGCAGGCUUCGGUCCCCAUUCCAACGCGGGUGGCUUCUUCUCUUCGAACUUGGGGGACGUCAGCCCACCCGCGUGCUGCCCGGGGUCAGCGCUGAGCGGUUCCUGGGGAACCCCUGGAUCCGGCCAGGCGCCCCAUCCACAUUUCUCAGCGCCCAACCCCCCCGCCGUUCUACCCUCGCCUGCUCCACUUCCACUGCCCAGACCCCGCUCACCCGCUCGCACUAUUAAUGUCCCUUCCUCUCCACUAGCCUUCAUUUCCUGUGGCUACUGUUACCUAUUCUGGCUUGCCUGACUCUGGCGUCGUUUUAGAGACCUUCAUUUUUAUAUUUUUCGUAUGGUAAAAUCACAGGUUCCUUUACAGACUUUUUUAAAGUGCCCCGGUGCCCUCCUGGAAUGAGUCUGGUGCUCAGAAACCUGCAGCGAGCUGUCCCCCUGCGGAGAGUGCCGCUCCGCCAGAGGAUGGAGAUCGUCAGGAGUAUUUUAGGAGUCCAGAAAUUCGACCUGGGGAUCAUCUGUGUUGACAACAAGAGCAUUCAGCACAUCAACAGGAUCUACAGAGAGAAAAACACCCCAACUGAUGUGCUUUCUUUUCCCUUUCAUGAGAAUCUAAAAGCAGGUGAAAUCCCCCAGCCGGAUUUUCCAGAUGACUAUAACCUGGGGGACAUUUUCCUAGGAGUGGAGUAUAUCUUCCAGCAGUGCAAAGAAAAUGAAGACUACUAUGACAUCCUGACUGUGACUGCCACUCAUGGGCUCUGCCAUCUACUGGGCUUCACACAUAACACAGAGGCCACGUGGCAGAAGAUGUACCAGAAGGAGAAGCAGGUUCUCGAGGAGCUGAGCCGGCGCACUGGGGCCAGGCUCCAGCCCCUGAGCAGGGACCUCUUCUGAUGAGCACAGCCCAUGACGCAGCCACCCAGGAGGAUGAAACAAGCGCCCUGGGGUCAUAUAUGUGGGAGCAGAUGGUGGACAGGACAGGCAUCCAGCCAGCCAGCCAGCCAGCCAGCCGGGGCCUCCAUCACCUGAACCUGUCAGGUCAGGAUCCUGACCACAACGCAGGGAGUUCCAAGAGGUCAUGGCAGUAACACAGCCUCUCAGACCCUUUUUGGCCAGAACAACCAGGGAUGCUGCAAGUCUGAGAAUUUGGUUUCCCCUAUGAGUCUAUGUUAGAAACAUGAAAACCAGUGUGUUAGAAACACAUUUCCCACUGGAUUUGUGUCCUGUCUCCGCCUGCACUUCCCCCAGCUCUCGGGGAUAAGGGCUUGAGCCUGUGAUAUUCCUGAGUCACUGUUGGCUGCGCAUGGCCUGCUUGUAAUCACAAAGCUCUUGGCUCCGAAAUCCUUUUUAAGAGACUGAAAGGGUCCUGAGACCUGCUGGUCUUGUCCCUCCAUGUGCCCUCAUGAGCACCAGGUACCCCCAAGGGGCUUUCCACGUGACUCCCAUGUGACCCCAUGUGAUUCCCCCUGCUCGGGAGGUGUACUGAACUGAGUUUUUCCAGUUUACCACAUCACCCAAAGACAGUGGACUUGUCCGAUGCCUUCCCUCUGUUAAUAAUGUCGAGAAAUAAAACCAAAGCCAUGUUAGAAAAAAUUAAUGUGAAAAUAGGAAAUAUGGCCAGACCUUUAAUUGGUGCAUUUAACAAGAGACUGGGAUGUGGGACGGUUCGGCCCCGACGUCAGCCCAGAGGGGACCUGCGUGCAGCGAAGCGGGCAUCGUGCUUCCUCCGACAUCCUCCUGGAGACCCGAGGGUGCAAAGACAGGGCUCCUGCUGGUGAACCUAGGGAACCCGCUGAUGUACCCCAAAUAGGGCCAUGAAAGCAUGCUGCUACUCAAAAAUGACAUUAACAUGAAAACUAUUAAAAAGCAGAGAACGUACUAAUCCCACCAAGGGAAAAGAGUAACAGGAAGUACAGAAAGAGUACAGGUAACAGCCCAGCGGUGUGGGUCAGUGGUUGAGCAUCAGCCGAUGAACCCAGAGAUCACCAGUUUGAUUCCUGGUCAGGGCACAUGCCUGGGUGCAGGCUGUGCAGGAGGCAGCCAGUCGAUGUUUCUGUCUUUCUAUCCCACUCCCUUUCUCUCUAAAAUCAAUAAAAACAUAUUUUUUAA
Molecule: messenger RNA, 2157 nt
Organism: Myotis daubentonii (Daubenton's bat)
Lineage: Eukaryota; Metazoa; Chordata; Mammalia; Chiroptera; Vespertilionidae
Gene: YBEY
Product: ybeY metalloendoribonuclease
Biological process (GO): rRNA processing
Molecular function (GO): metalloendopeptidase activity
Source: RefSeq, a predicted model, not a curated record